CCGGGCCAUUGCGACCGCUUCGGGGGAAGCGCCCGGCGUUGACAGAGAAUUUGCGUCUUGUUGAGCUUUGCAAAAGGAUUGGCAAAGCAACGGGAUUGACACAAGAAUAGAAGCUGACCUAUCAUCAUCGCGUGUUGUCGCAUAUCCACCUGAUUCUCACCCUUCGCCUUCAUUCUGUUGAUAAGACAUCCUCUCGUAGUCUUGUGUUUGUUCCUUUCUCUCUCUUGAUCUUCCUUCCCAUCGUCUCUCCAAUUCGUAAUACCUAGUCACAUACAAACCGCCAUCAUGUCUCUCUCCAACAAGCUCUCCAUCGAGGACGUCGACCUCAAGGGCAAGCGCGUCCUCAUCCGUGUCGACUUCAACGUCCCCCUUGACGCCGAGAAGAAGGUCACCAACCCCCAGCGCAUCGCCGGUGCCAUUCCCACCAUCAAGUAUGCGCUCGACCAUGGCGCCAAGGCCGUUGUCCUCAUGUCUCACCUUGGCCGUCCCGACGGCAAGCCCAACCCCAAGUACUCCCUGAAGCCCGUUGUUCCUGAGCUCGAGAAGCUCCUCGGCAAGAAGGUCACCUUCGCCCCCGACUGCGUUGGUCCCGAGGUUGAGGAGAUCGUCAACAAGGCCGACAACGGUGAAGUUAUUCUCCUUGAGAACCUCCGCUUCCACAUUGAGGAGGAGGGCAAGGGCACCGAUGCCGAGGGCAACAAGGUCAAGGCCGACAAGGCCAAGGUUGAGGAGUUCCGCAAGAACCUCACCAAGCUCGGUGAUGUGUACAUCAACGAUGCUUUCGGCACUGCCCACCGCGCCCACUCCUCCAUGGUCGGCAUUGACCUCCCCGUCAAGGCCGCCGGUUUCCUCAUGAAGAAGGAGCUCCAGUACUUUGCCAAGGUUCUCGAGUCGCCCCAGCGCCCCUUCCUCUCCAUCCUCGGCGGUGCCAAGGUUUCCGACAAGAUCCAGCUGAUCGACAACCUGCUCGACAAGGUCAACACCCUCAUCGUCUGCGGUGGUAUGGCCUUCACCUUCAAGAAGACCCUCCAGAACAUGCCCAUCGGCAACUCGCUCUUCGAUGAGGCCGGCGCCAAGAUUGUCCCUGACCUUGUCAAGAAGGCCGAGAAGAACAACGUCAAGCUCGUGCUCCCCGUCGACUUCACCAUUGCCGACAAGUUCGACAAGGACGCCAACACUGGCUACGCCACAGACAAGGACGGCAUUCCCGACGGCUGGAUGGGUCUCGACUGCGGCGAGGAGUCGGUCAAGCUCUUCACCCAGGCCAUCAACGAGUCCCAGACCAUCCUCUGGAACGGCCCCGCCGGUGUCUUCGAGUUCGACAAGUUCGCCAAGGGCACCAAGGCCACCCUCGACGCUUGCGUCAAGGCUGCCGAGGAAGGCCGCACCGUCAUCAUUGGCGGUGGUGACACCGCUACCGUCGCUGCCAAGUACGGCGUUGAGGACAAGCUCAGCCACGUCUCCACUGGCGGUGGUGCUUCUCUUGAGCUCCUUGAGGGCAAGGCUCUCCCUGGUGUUGUUGCUCUUAGCGAGCGUCAGUAAGUUUGUCCUUGGCUUUCAAAGGAGUUGGGAAGGAGAUAUAAUGAUGUUAUGAAACCUCUCGGAUAUUGAAUGAGAGAUCAUGACUGAUGGAUCAAAAAAACAUAUGAUGAUAAAGGGUCCUUGGAAGGAUUAGCAGGGCCAGUCUAUGAUAGGCACUCAGUCCAAAGUCGAUAAAUAGAACAAAACAGUUAAAGUCCAGUUUUUAUGAUUCGAAGUGUGAUGUGCGGAUAAGCUUGACGAAUCUGGUUCAUCCCAAGAUAUUAUUCGAGUUUAUGCACCAAGUUCGAGACGAAGUCUAUGCAGAUCAUCUCAAUCCCGUGUUGAUACCCAAUGACUUGUGUCAAUGACUACACAAGUCGGUACGUCUCCGGAUAUUGUCUCUUUAUAGUCGGAGGGUCUCCUUCACCUUUCACUCGCAUAUCGAAGCCUCGCACAGCAAUGUCACCGCAAGAUCCCGGACUGAAACUUUGGUCAACAUUGUAUUGAUGCGCCUGUCCUCCCCUCAUAUCAUACUUUGUACAAGCUUCGAAAGUCCUCCGAUUACCGCUUCUUGGCAGCCUCAACCUUCUUGAGCUCCUC
This is a messenger RNA of Neurospora crassa OR74A, 2121 nucleotides long. RefSeq names its product phosphoglycerate kinase (gene pgk). NCBI's taxonomy places the organism in Eukaryota, Fungi, Ascomycota, Sordariomycetes, Sordariales, Sordariaceae. Gene Ontology annotation, cellular component: cytosol. The transcript has 3 exons. Bases 286 to 1542 code for a protein of 418 amino acids. Gene Ontology annotation, biological process: glycolytic process; gluconeogenesis. The record is from RefSeq and is a predicted model, not a curated record. Gene Ontology annotation, molecular function: ADP binding; ATP binding; phosphoglycerate kinase activity.